AUGCAGAAUACCCACAUCGAGAGAGCUUACAGAAGCAGAAACGCUCCCUGCCGCCAAUAUUCGGGGUGGGAGCGCUGUAGUGCAAAUGGAAAAAGAGCAAUGAUUUGGACAAGGUUGAAAAGACGCAUGUUGGGCGAAUUUGUCCUGCAUUGGAUAUCGGACACAACUACGUCUUCCAAAUUACGAAAAUGGCGUAACUGGGCCAAGCCUUGGCGUCUUGCCCGCGUAGCUGCGCGCCCGACACAAGGGGACAGCUCAUGCUCCUCGAGUGAACAGCUGUCACAUACUCACAUUCAACAUCUCAUUCCUCCCAUGCACCUGCUGCGUCGUGAGCAAAGAGAAAACCCCGGUCGUCUGCUCAGCCAUUGA
Pyricularia oryzae 70-15 is the source of this 369-nucleotide messenger RNA. RefSeq lists its product as uncharacterized. The record is from RefSeq and is a predicted model, not a curated record. The transcript has 3 exons. Bases 1 to 369 code for a protein of 122 amino acids. Lineage: Eukaryota; Fungi; Ascomycota; Sordariomycetes; Magnaporthales; Pyriculariaceae.